CUUAUAUUUUACAAUAAUUACACCACCAGUACGUGAGGCUUUGAAAGAAAAGUGUCAACCAAGUAACAUUAUUGGAGAACUAUCGAUGAAAGUUAUUGUUUGCAAAGUCUCUAAAAAUCGAUACCAACAUUUCGCUAUUCAAGUAUAUCCAAUAAGUUUUAUUCCGGCGAAAUUCCAAACAACUUCAAUUAGAAUAUUGAUCUAUUGCUGCCGGGUGUCGAGGGUUAGUUUCAUUGGGACAGAUGAGGAAAGACGACUUGACAGCAAUGUAGGAUGCUUAGUCUUAAACUGGAUCAUGAUUUACCUGAAUGGAAUAUUAUUCUUUGUAUUAGUUUUCUUUAACCAAGGAGCAGGAAGUGCGGAGUUUGAGUACAUUCAGAACACAGUUCAAGAGAAUGAGGCCUCCUUAGAUUGCCGAAGCAGGGGAAAGUACCUUGCUGUAGUCGACAGCCAAGAGAAGUUCGACCAGGUUUACAAUAUACUCACCAACGGUGGAAGGGAAAUGCCUUCAACUGCGGUUUACAUAGGAUUGACGUACAACACAGCUGGUCAACAGUAUGAAUGGGUGGACGGGACCCCGGUGAAUUGGGUCAACUGGUUUGUCAAUGAACCGUACAAUGUGGACACACGUCAUUGCGUCAGACUCGACCUUGACUCUAACCUCAGAUUCCGAACGACUGACUGCUCCUAUCAACAUCACUACCUGUGUUCUUCAACAGGGACAGCAGUGACUGUGGAGCCCAGCACGAAUAAGAAAUCAUCAAAUGAUGUUAUGAUAGUGGGCCUCUCCGUCGGGUUCGGUGUGUCGGCUGCCGUGAUAGCAGUUUGUUGUCUCAUGUGCUACUGCUGUUGCAGCUCACGUGACGAACCAAAGCGCCCUCUACUGCUUCAUCAUAACUGCCCUCCAAAGCCCAGAGCUGUGGUGGGGAGUCUUCGCAGAAAGGAUCCGCCAGGACCUUCUGUAUAUUAUAGUAAAUAUUCGUCCAGUCGGAAUAGCAAUAAUACAUCCUGGACCGGAAGUAGCAGGAUGGACGAUGUAGACGAUGAUUUGGACAGUGUGGUGAUUAAUCCGUCGGAUAGACGUAUGUCGGUUUACAGUGGGAGUACAGGUGACUAUCAGCGCGAGAGAAGUAGUGCUUCACCACGUAAUCCGAACGAAAUAUUACACUAUAUAUAGAUAUUGAACUAGAUAUCACUACACUGUAUAUAGAUAGUGAAAGAGAUAUCACUACACUGUAUGUAGAUAGUGAACGAGAUAUCACUACACUGUAUGUAGAUAGUGAACGAGAUAUCACUACACUGUAUGUAGAUAGUGAACGAGAUAUCACAAUGUCUAUAGAUUUUUAACAAGAUUUUUACAAUAUAAUAUGUAAAUGAUGAGUGAGAUAUUGCACUACAUGUUGCAUUAUUUAUAAUUGUUUGAUGAAGAGUCCAAUGACAUAUCUAAUACAUCGAUCGAGAAUAUUACACCUUCUAUUUAUAGUAAUUUCUGCAUAUAAUACGAUUUGGGGUAGAUGUAAAACAUUCUACUAUGAAAGUCAAAGGUCUUCAGUUUGGAAAUCUGAUCGAAUGUGAAAUUUGGGUAUUUUGCUGCCAUGAAACGUGACUUAAGCGAGCUGUGUGUAAGUUCGAAUUUCCGAGCUGAGUUUUUGUUGUUUUAACGGACAUCAUGGUUGAAAUGUUCUUUAUUUUAGUCACAGGAGAACGUGCUUUUGCACUUGGAUAAAACUCUCCAUACAACAUGGGGUGAAACGAGUCUGUUAAAAUAAGUAUUUGCAAGCGUACUGUCGAUAUGAUACAUAUUGUAUGUGUUCCAUGUAAUCGUACUGUGCUUAAAUUAGAUCUUUGUAUUAUUGGGCCGAAUUUUAAGUUUAACAGUUAUUGAAAGUGUCUUUGUUACUUGUUGAACGUGCUAGUUGGAGAAUGAAAUCAUUCGGUUUAAUUUCAAUUAUUUUCAUAACUUCUUCAUGAUUUUUUAAAGUUGAAUUAGUUUUAUUCAGUAGCAAUAUAUUAGUAGGUGUACGUUUACUUUUUAAUUCUUUAGAAUUGUUAUUAAGUUUGUUAAUAUUAUUCAACAGAUGUGGACACCGAAUUGUUAAAUUUUCAAUAAAGCCUAUUAUCAUCUACA
Ostrea edulis (European flat oyster) is the source of this 2128-nucleotide messenger RNA. RefSeq lists its product as uncharacterized. The record is from RefSeq and is a predicted model, not a curated record. Gene Ontology annotation, biological process: biological process involved in interspecies interaction between organisms. Gene Ontology annotation, molecular function: carbohydrate binding. The transcript has 5 exons. Lineage: Eukaryota; Metazoa; Mollusca; Bivalvia; Ostreida; Ostreidae. Gene Ontology annotation, cellular component: external side of plasma membrane. Bases 86 to 1177 code for a protein of 363 amino acids.